AACAACAAAAAGUGAUUGAGAAAACCAUAAGAGGAAAGUUUCUACUAUUUCAUAUCCAUAAUAGCUAAGUGAGUAAACCGAUUAAUUCCUUUUUUGAAGAAGAAAAAUGGCUUCCCACGACCAAAGCUACAAAGCUGGUGAGACCAUGGGCCGAACUGAGGAAAAGUCCAAUCAGAUGAUGGGCAAUAUAGGUGAGAAGACCCAAGCUGCAAAGGAUAAGGUCCAACAAACAGCCCAAGCAGCUGCUGAAAAGACUGGGCAGACAGCCCAAGCUGCAAAAGAGAAAACCCAACAAACAGCCCAAGCAGCAAAGGAAAAGACUGGGCAGACAGCCCAAGCAACAAGGGAAAAAGCCCAAGACACAACUGAUCAAGCUAGAGACAAAGGGUCAGAGUGGGGCCAGUCAACCAAAGAAACAGCCCAAUCAGGAAAAGACAACUCAGCUGGGUUCCUUCAGCAAACUGGAGAAAAGGUUAAGGGUAUGGCUCAAGGUGCUACUGAAGCUGUUAAGAACACUUUAGGAAUGGGGCAGGAAGAUGAAGACAAGACCAAUUUCCCAACAAACCGUCGUUGAAAUGAAUUAUAUUAAAAAUAAUAAUAAUGUUGUAAUUUGUUUGUUUUGAAUUUGGUUUUUUACCAAACGCACUUUUUUUUUAGAAUAAGUUGCGCUUCCCUCAUAUCAUAUGUAGAAGUGUGAGGGGAAUGUAUUAUUAUAUAUGUAAUUUGAAUCUUGUUGUUGUAAUGAUAAUUUUCUUUGUCGUAGCA
Trifolium pratense (red clover) is the source of this 765-nucleotide messenger RNA. RefSeq names its product late embryogenesis abundant protein 2-like. The record is from RefSeq and is a predicted model, not a curated record. Lineage: Eukaryota; Viridiplantae; Streptophyta; Magnoliopsida; Fabales; Fabaceae. The transcript has 2 exons. The coding region runs from base 107 to 574 and encodes 155 amino acids.